Molecule: messenger RNA, 2359 nt
Organism: Gadus morhua (Atlantic cod)
Lineage: Eukaryota; Metazoa; Chordata; Actinopteri; Gadiformes; Gadidae
Product: ras-related protein Rab-9A
Exons: 2
Coding region: 488-1138 (216 amino acids)
Biological process (GO): retrograde transport, endosome to Golgi; Rab protein signal transduction
Cellular component (GO): late endosome; lysosome; phagocytic vesicle
Molecular function (GO): GTP binding; GTPase activity
Source: RefSeq, a predicted model, not a curated record
GCGGAGGCUCAGAGCGCAUGACGCCGGGGGAGGAGGCGCCACGCCGGGUCAUAUGAGCGUCAUCAGGGGGACCGCGGAGAGCCAGUCCCACGGAGGAGAGCCAGUCCCAAGGCACGGUGGAGUGGAGCCAGUCCCACGGCACGGUGGAGUGGAGGCAGUCCCUCCGAGGAGAGCGCCGCUGCACCGCCUACCCACCGGGCCGCUUCCUCGGAGAGAUGGAGGGCCACUCGUGACCGCCGACUCCAGAGGUGGAAGCAUUGUCCCUCAGGCGUGAUUUGGGACAACCAAAAUCACACCCCAAUCCAGUUCCAGCCAGCCCAAACCGGUUCCCCUCCAGCCCAAUCCGGUUCCGCUCCAGCCCAAUCCGGUUCCAUCCAGUCUAAUCCGUUUACACCCAGCCCUAUUUGGUUCCGGCCAGCCUCCGCCUCGGUUCCUUCAGCUCCGGUUGGUGGGGCGGGGUGUGGGGUCUUAACAGCGUGCCUUUGCCAUGGCCGAGGCAACCAAGUCGUCCCUGCUGAAGGUGAUCCUGCUGGGCGACGGCGGCGUGGGCAAGUCGUCGCUGAUGAACCGCUACGUGUCCAACAAGUUCGACACGCACCUCUUCCACACCAUCGGCGUGGAGUUCCUAAACAAGGAACUGGUGGUGGACGGCCGCGCCGUCACGCUGCAGAUCUGGGACACGGCAGGCCAGGAGCGCUUCCGCAGCCUGCGGACGCCCUUCUACCGCGGCUCGGACUGCUGCCUGCUGACCUUCAGCCUGGACGACGGCCAGAGCUUCGUCAACCUGGCCAACUGGAAGAAGGAGUUUGCUUACUACGCCGAUGUGCGCGACCCCGACCGCUUCCCCUUCGUGGUGCUCGGCAACAAGGUGGACGCACCCGAGCGGCAGGUGGCCGGCGAGGACGUGCAGCACUGGUGCCGCGACAACGGCGGCCACGCCUACUUUGAGACCAGCGCAAAGGACGCCACCAACGUGACGUCGGCGUUCGAGGAGGCGGUGCGCCGCAUGCUGGCCACUAGUGACGAGCCUGCCCACCACCUUUUGCCGAGCGACGCAGUGGACCUGCGGCGAAAGGAACCACGUGGUGGCGGCGGCGGCGGCAGCAGAAUUGCCGAUAGCGGUGAGGCGUGCUGCUGAACUGACAACCCCCCGUCCACCUCCUCGGUUGCUCACGGGAUGGGGAGCAGACCAAGGUGAAUGCGGAGGCGUCCGGUCCUGCUUGAGGUUAGCAGCGUGUGUCGCCCGUCUAUGCGGAGGUUUACAUCCACUGAUCGCUGAUUGGUCGAGCAGGGGCCACGUUGAUCACAGCGAGCCAAGGCGUACGGGAUGAGAGGCAGCCGAUCAUGAGACUCGAUGAUAGGCCUUCCCUGCUUUUGUGUGCGUGGUAAACCUCCACUAGGUAGGAUACUUACUCGUAUGUUAAACCCCAACUGAACUUAACUGCCGCACUGAAUCCAAUGUGUAGGAAACAAUGUUGAUAAAAAAUUAAACAAAAUGGCAUCUCAUCAGAGACUACUAAAAAACACUAUCAAAUUGCAGGUGCUUAUAGUAUAAGUUUCCUGUUUUAAUUCAUGACCAUAUCACUGACCUUGUUCACUAAGCCUUAAACAGACUUACGUUAUUUUAAGAGGUUUCUCUUUUGUUUUUAAUCUAAAUUCCAUAAUGAUGAUGAUAAUAAUCUAGAUUAUAGUGCAAAGGUUUUAUAAUGAAUACAUCUGCCAACAGAUGAGAUUGAACUGAAAAUAGAACAUGAUUUGUAAUGCAAAAACACUGUGAAAUGAUGUCAUAAAUAUAUAUUGUAAAAAAUGUUAUUGAAAUAAAUGGUCACAAAAACCGAUUAAUAUUAAGGAGUAUGAUGAUUAUGCAUUAUGGUUCAGAAUUAAUAAAGUUUGGACCUGAAAGAUGGUUAAUCGUGUUUAUGAACUGAUAAACACGAUUAACCAUUGUUUUUUUUUACAAGCAUAUCCCUGAACAAGCAUGACUCAAGACGUUUUGAUGUUAAUUUGUAUUUUAAUUUGCUCGCAUAAUAACAAUAUGUAGAUAAAGAAGUGUCAUAACUUUAGCCACCAGAGGGCAGCAUUGUGCGGAAGGCCUGCCUGACCAACGCCCAGCCGACAUUACGACAUCAUAUUAACGUAAUGCCUGCUGUCACGUUGCACGCCAGCCAUGUUUUAACAAUUAACUGUAUUUAGUGUUUUAUUUUACACACUGUAUGGACACAAUCAUGCUGGAGUGUACGACUUGUUUCGCAGAAGAUUUACGACAUAACGCACACUUGACAUAGCCUAUAGUUAGAAUCAACCUUGCAUGGAUGACAUCUGUCCAUUUUAUGGGUAACUGGCGUUUUUUAAGAAUAAC